Messenger RNA from Paramisgurnus dabryanus, 2076 nucleotides. The record is from RefSeq and is a predicted model, not a curated record. Lineage: Eukaryota; Metazoa; Chordata; Actinopteri; Cypriniformes; Cobitidae.
AUGAAGCGCAGGCUUAAAUCUGAGCCAGGUCUAACUUUUGUACAGUUGAUGCAAGCAGCAAUUAUCUGGUCGGAAGAGGAGGAGACGCAGACUUCUAGUAAUGUAAGGUCCAGUACUCGAGCCAGAGGAGUGGUGAAUGUUACCGCAGCACAAGAUGCUCCUUCUGCCCUGUCGCUAGAGAAACUGCAUGAAGCGAUCCAAAAAAUAGCUGCUCGUCAAGAGGAACUAUAUCAAGCUGUGUACGGAAAAGGAAGAAAUAAGCCACAACCAAGCCAGCCUAAGAAACAACCGUUAAAAGACAGCAAAGGCCGGUAUAUUUGUUAUUCAUGUGGUGAACCUGGCCAUACCAGCCGUUACUGUUCACAAACUGGCAAUUUAAAGAGAGAACCAGCUCCACCUCAGCAUGUGGAUUCAGCUGAAAUGUUAGAGGAUGACUCAAGAGGAGCAGUGCAAAAAAGUCCGGGGCCGUCGUUGAUUCGAUGUCACACAGUAGAGUGGACAGCUGACGAUACCGCUGAAAAACUGAGAGACAGCGCUUUUGGGGACUGCCUAGUUGUUGAUGUGAAGAUCGCCGGUGUUGGAACCAAAUGCCUCCUGGAUACAGGAUCAGAGGUAUCUACUAUAUCUGAGUCACACUUUAAGGAACACUUUGGAGAGCAAAAGCUAAAGCUAUCCUCUGCAUGUUGGGUCAAGUUAACCGCAGCCAAUGGAUUGGACAUCCCUGUCUUAGGAUGCCUGCAGGCCGAUGUAGAAUGUCUUGGAAAAGUACUGCCUGGAAAAUGUAUAUUCGUCCUCAACGACACAAGUCCAGAUGUGAAAGAAAUGAAAGGUGUGUCUGGAAUCAUCGGAAUGAAUAUACUUAAUGAAAUUCAGUCUUUGUUUAUCUCAGCAGAGGGAAUGGAGAAAGUCAACAAGUACACUCGACAGGAUGAGGCUCAGGUUCGAAGAGUGCUAGCCAGAGUGGAAAAGGAAGUAGGACCACUGGGACGUGAUGGAAGGAUUGGAUAUGUUAAGAUUGCUGGAAAACAAGCUGUCACUAUCCCCCCUCGUUGUGAGAAGGUGCUGGAGGGACGUUGUGGAGUGUCGUCCAAGAUAACGAGCCAAGUGCUAGUUGAGCCAACAGCUGGGACAAGUUUGCCAAAAGGGCUUUUAGUAGCACAUGUUCUUGCUAGAACAGAAGAUGGAAAGGUCCCUGUGCGUAUGUUGAACUUGAGUGAAAAGACAGUUAGACUUGCUCCUCGAUCUAGAGUCGCUUCUGUGUACAGACCAAAAGAGGUCAUCACAAAGGAUGUGCUUGAGUUUCAGGAAAACGACGGCGUACUUCAUGUAAAAGAAAUGGCAAGAGAAAAUGGACCAGCCGAUGAAACCUUGCUCGCACAGUUACCAGUUCCUAUCGAAGUGAAUUCUGAAGGACUAACACAGGCUCAAUUCAAAAAGCUAGUGGAGUUGCUAACAAAGCACAGAGACGUUUUCUCUAAGGAUGACCAGGACUAUGGCUAUACUACAGCUGUCUUGCACAAUAUUCCAACCGGUGACGCACCACCAAUAAAGCAGCGUCAUCGCCGAAUACCACCACACAUAUUCCAAGAAGUCAAAAGACAUGUCCAGAAUCUGGUGUUGCAAGGAAUCCUCACAGAGAGUAGUAGUCCUUGGGCAUCACCGGCAGUUAUUGUCAUGAAGAAGGAUGGGAGCAUCCGUUUCUGUUGCGAUUACAGAAAGCUAAACCAAGUGACGUGUAAGGAUGCGUAUCCUCUUCCAAGGGUGGAUGAGUCCCUAGAUGCCUUGGGUAAUGCCAAACUGUUUUCUACCCUAGAUUUGACUGCUGGGUACUUCCAGGUAGCCAUGAGUGAUAAGGACAGAGAGAAGACGGCUGUUACUACCCCAUUUGGCCUGUUCGAGUGGUCUCGGAUGCCAUUCGGGCUUUGUAAUGCCCCAGCCACUUUUCAGCGCCUUAUGGGGGUGGUUUUAGGUGACCUAGCCUUUGAUGUUCUUCUUGUCUAUCUGGACAAUGUUAUUGUCUCUCUAAAGACUUUGAAAGCCACUGUGAGAGGUUGGAACUUGUCUUUAACCGUCUGA